UCCUAGACGCGGUGUAAUACUUCGCAUCAUCCUUGCAUGGGCGCAGUCCUUAAAUAGCCAAAACAUCGUUCAUUGAUUAAAGACAGGUGUUCUUUGUUAACGGCACACGUGCUGGAGCUCGUUAGGCGUGCGCGCCCAAGGCGCGCCUUCAGGUGCAUGUGCUAAGGCGUGCAGGACUGACACUGUUCUGCACAAGCGCACUAGAAAGCAUGUUCAAGCUGCCAGUGUCGCUGCAGUCUUUUAAGUUGCGAAUUACAAGUAUUUCCUCAUGUUAAUAAUUCGCCAUGUCAAAACAAGCAAAACUUUCCUCCUUCUUUCGACAUGAAGAGAGGUAAGCAAUUUAUUAUAUAUUUUUUUUCCCAUCAAAGUUGCAUUUUGUGGUUUCGAAGCUAAGUUUUAGUGUCGUUUCUAGAACACAGCAUCAAGAAAACGUGGAAGAAACAGCAAUAAUGGAAGAGCCGGUUCCUAAGCUACCUAAAACUAGCAGUGGAGAACCCACUAUGAUGAAAUCAGAAGAGAUUGAUCAUGAGAAUUCGGUACCUACAAGAAGCUCCAGUGGUCAGCCAACUUCAUCUGGUAUUCCCUACACUUGCAAACAAAGACAAAAACCAAUUUACCACUGCUCAGAGUGUGGGAAAAGUUUUAAAUACAGAAGUGCUCUACAAUCACAUCAGCGCAUUCACACAGGAGAAAAGCCUUAUUGCUGCACAGAGUGUGGAAUGAGAUUUUCACAUGAAGCUAAUUGCCGAAAACAUCAGCGUAUUCAUUCAGGAGAAAAGCCGCAUCACUGCUCACAGUGUGGAAAAAGCUUUAGGGAUAUAGGAAGCCUCAAAACACAUCAGCGCAUUCACACAGGAGAGAAGCCGUAUCACUGUUCAGACUGCGGGAAGAGUUUUACUGAACGUGGAAAUCUUGUAAAACACCAGCGCAUCCAUAAAGGAGAAAAGCCCUAUUACUGCACAGUGUGUGGAAUGAGUUUUACCCAAGAGGGUAAUCUCCAAAGACAUCGGCGUGUUCAUUCAAAAGAACAGCCAUAUCUCUGCUCACAGUGUGGAAGAAGCUUUAGGGAAAGACAAACUCUCAAAAUACAUCAGCGCAUUCACACAGGAGAGAAGCCGUAUCACUGCUCACAGUGUGGAAAAAGCUUUAGGGAUGCAGGAAGCCUCAAAACACAUCAGCGUAUUCAUACAGGAGAGAAGCCGUAUCACUGCUCAGACUGUGGGAAGAGUUUUACUGUUAGUGGAAGUCUUGUGAAACACCAGCGUAUCCACACAGGUGAAAAGCCCUAUUACUGCACUGAGUGUGGAAUGAGUUUUACACAAGAGACUAAUCUCCAAAGACACUGGCGUGUUCAUUCAGAAGAAAAGCUGUAUCUCUGCUCACAGUGUGGAAGAAACUUUCGGAAUGGAGGAACUCUCAAAGCACACCAGCGCAUUCACACACAAGAGAAGCCGUAUCACUGCUCACAGUGUGGAAAAAGCUUUAGGGUUAGAGGAGCUCUAAAAAGACACCAGCGCAUUCACACAGGAGAGAAGCCGUAUCACUGCUCACAGUGUGCAAAAAGCUUUAGGGAUGCAGGAAGUCUCAAAAUACACCAGCGUAUUCACACGGGAGUGAAGCCAUAUCACUGCUCACAGUGCGGGAAGUUUUUUAUCGAUAGUACAACCUGUAUGAAACACCAGCGCAUUCACACAGGAGAGAAGCCAUAUUGCUGUUCGGACUGCGGGAAGAGUUUUACUGUUCGGGGAAAUCUUUUACAACACCAGUAUAUCCACACAAGAAGAACCCCUAUGACUGCACCGAGUGUGGAAUGAGUUUUACACAAGAGGCUAAUCUCCAAAGGCAUCAGUGUGUUCGUUGCGGAGAAAAGCCAUGUUGCUGCUCACAUUGUGUACUGAGCUUCAAUUAUUCAAGUGUAUUUAAGAAACACAAGUGCAUUAUAGCAGACCUGUUCAUAUGUAACACAUAAAUUUGCCAAGUCAAGAAAUAUUAUUAUUAUUAUUAUUAUUGCUGUUAUCAGGGGUGUAACAAUAAACUCCAGUCGCAAUUAA
Messenger RNA from Neoarius graeffei (lesser salmon catfish), 2051 nucleotides. RefSeq names its product zinc finger protein 501-like. The transcript has 2 exons. Gene Ontology annotation, molecular function: DNA-binding transcription activator activity, RNA polymerase II-specific; RNA polymerase II cis-regulatory region sequence-specific DNA binding. Gene Ontology annotation, biological process: regulation of transcription by RNA polymerase II. The coding region runs from base 450 to 1814 and encodes 454 amino acids. Gene Ontology annotation, cellular component: nucleus. The record is from RefSeq and is a predicted model, not a curated record. Lineage: Eukaryota; Metazoa; Chordata; Actinopteri; Siluriformes; Ariidae.